Gossypium arboreum is the source of this 1775-nucleotide messenger RNA. RefSeq lists its product as uncharacterized. Bases 23 to 1645 code for a protein of 540 amino acids. The record is from RefSeq and is a predicted model, not a curated record. Gene Ontology annotation, molecular function: oxidoreductase activity. The transcript has 13 exons. Lineage: Eukaryota; Viridiplantae; Streptophyta; Magnoliopsida; Malvales; Malvaceae.
AAGAACAAACAUCCACAAAAACAUGUUGGCUAUGAGUAAAUGGUUCACGCUCACACCUUUUAUGUCUAACAGGUUUAGUAAGAGAGUUGGGUUUUCCAACAGCCCUGGUUCUGUUCGAGCCCAUGUCAAUGGAGGAGGAGACGACACCAACAAUAGUAAAAACAACGACAAGAAGAAGAAGAAGAAAGUUGUGGUGGUUGGCUCGGGUUGGGCUGGUCUCGGUGCUGCUCACCAUCUCUGCAAACAGGGAUAUGAUGUUACUGUUCUUGAUGGUGGUGAUGGUAUAGGCAGUCCAGAUAAUGUCGGUAUCGAAGGGUUUUGGUAUCCCUAUAAAAAUAUAUUCAGUCUUGUUGAUGAGUUGGGUAUCAAGCCCUUCACUAGCUGGACAAAAUCUGCACAGUAUUCAGGGGAAGGAUUAGAGGUUGAAUUUCCAGUAUACCAGGAACUCCCUCAAUUGCCAACUCCAUUAGGAACCUUAUACCACACUCAAUUUGUCCGACUCCCCUUGGUUGAUAGAUUAACAUCACUUCCUCUGAUGGCUGCAGUAAUUGACUUUGACAACACUGAUGUUGCCUGGAAAAAAUAUGAUUCAAUUACUGCAAGGGAGCUUUUUAAACGGUUUGGAUGCUCAGAGAGGCUCUAUCAAGAUAUUUUUGGUCCGUUACUUCAAGUGGGUUUGUUUGCUCCAGCAGAGCAAAGUAGUGCUGCAGCAACUCUAGGACUGCUAUAUUAUUUAACUCUUGCCCACCAGAAGCAUUUCGAUGUAGCAUUUUGUCGUGGAACUACUAAGCAGAAAAUUUUCGAGCCAUGGGUGGAGUCUUUGAAGGCUAAAGGUUGUGAAAUGUUGGAGGAUAAAAAGGUGACAGAUUUUAACUUCGAUGAGGAAACAGGUUGCGUAACAGAAGUAGUUUGUGGCAACGAGACAUACAGUGUUGAUGCAGUUGUCGUGGCUGUCGGGAUCACCUCACUUCAAGAAACUAUCAAGAAAAGUGCAGCAUUAUGUAAACGGGAAGAGUUUCUGAAAGUUUUGAACUUAGCCGGCAUCGAUGUGGUUACUGUCAAGUUGUGGCUGGAUAGGAAGGUUGCCAUCCCGAAUCCGAGCAACGCUUGUGCUGGAUUUGAUGAUUUAUUCGGGUGCACCGUAUUUGACUUGAAUGUAAUUCAUGACGAACAUAAAGAUGAUACAGAAACUGUAUUAGAAGCUGAUUUUUAUCAUGCCAAUGAGUUGCUGCCUUUGAACGAUGAGCUUGUAACCGAAAAGGUUAUUUCAUACCUAUCAAAGUACAUAAAUGACCUCGAGAGGGCCUGUGUCGUGGACAAAGAAAUCGGAAGGUUUCCGAAAAGAUUGACUCAUUUUUUCCCGGGUUCAUAUAAGUCCAUGAUGCGUGGAUCUACAUCGUUCCCUAAUUUGUUUAUGGCUGGAGACUGGAUAAUAACCCGACACGGUUCCUGGUUACAGGAGAAAUCAUAUGUCACGGGGCUUGAAGCUGCAAACAGGGUGGUAGAUUAUCUUGAAGAAGGGAGUUUUGCCAAAGUGAUUCCUGUUGAGGAAGACGAGCCUCACAUUGAAGCACUUCGCAGCUUAAAUAGACGGCUUAACGAGGUCAUCAGCCAAGUUCCCUUGUCCAGUUAUUUUCUUCAAUAGAUCCAAUACAAAAUAAUGUAUACAACAAAUACGCACGUUCAUGCAGAAGAAUGCACCUCUGAAUUUGGGGAUCAUGUAAAGGCAAUAAUAAUUAUUAUUGACUUCAAUAUGAAUCAUGCUUAGGAAACAA